AUGUCUUCUUUUCGGCAUUUCUCGUCAGUGUUACCAAAGUUGAAUAUAUCAUGGCAUCGAAUAACUGCUUCCGCGCGCUGCUUGAUAAGCUCUAAUCCAACUGAUACCGCUAAAAUAAUCCCAUCUGCAUUAGAUAACAAUGACUGUUCGGCUGUCGAAAGUGGAGUUCAAAGUGUAGUCUUGGACGCCACUGUUGAAGAACAACCUAUUUUACCUUACAGUCAAAAAGCACUGGAAACAUUGAAGCUAGACAAAUAUCCUUACUACGUGGAACGGGAAUGGUGGAAACAUGGUAGCAGGAUGACAUUUUGGUCAACUUGGAGAAUGAAGAGAGAUGUCAAAAGACGACAUUUGCUUGCUGAACUUGGGCCAGAUCGUGUCCGGUUGAAGGCACUAAAAUGUAAUACUAUAUUGCCGGAACUGAUUAGAGAUGAAUGUGCCAAAAAAUUGCAUAAUUUUCCUAAAGGAUCGUGUCCGAGUCUCAUUCAACAUUUGUGUCAGUUUAGUGGUGCACGGCGUGGCAAAUUGAACAGAUUUCAUCUUCAUCGACAAAUUUUCAGGCAUCUUGCUGAUCAUGGUAAACUAUCCGGUAUACAGCGAGGAGUUUGGUCACUGAACAUGGCUAACGUUUGUUCGAUUUUAUCGACUCUGUAUGUUUUGAUUCAAGGAUCAUUAUGUACUGAACUGUAUUUCUUAGCCUCUGAAUCAGUAGAACUUCCGGUCUCCGCUACAACUUUUUUGUCUAAAACCGACGUUGUGCAAGCCAACAAAUACAUUCUAGGGCUGACGGCGGAGGCUCCUCUAACAUGGACGAGUAAUGGAAAUAUUUUCAAAAGACCACGAGCAUUAGCAGUUGUUACUGUCAUUGAUGGGAAAGCUUUUAAUAACCCCUUAUCAUCUGGAUAUGCUGUGUCGACAGAUGACGAAGAUUUCAAUCAUGAGGAACUGGUGAACAAUAAAAUAUUUGCUGAUGAAGGACAGGAAUGGAUUCUGAUGCGUAAUGCAGGGUUGGAAGGUUCACAGAUUGCUUCUGAUGCACAGAAUACUUUCUCAAAAAUUGAAGUCAAGACGAAAAGCAAACCACUGCGGCAGGAAAUUGAAAAUCUUUAUAAAAUUUCAGAAUCGAUUAGUAAGUCGAAAAUUGCUCUAACUAAAAAUACUCCAACAAUUUUCAUCAUCGAUGUGAAGGGUUUGCCAACCGCUGAACAAGAAUUAUCCAAAGAAGAGUAUAAACGAGCUGUCGACGAGUUGGAAAAUGCUAUCUGGCAUUUAAUUUCUGUGUUGAAAAAAAUAUAUAAUGAUCGUGUGAUUGCGGAACUCAUUAUGGAAUCGAUGUCUGAAAUCAAAAGAAGGCAGAAAAGACAAAACCCUGACCGAAUAAUGAAAUUACGGAAGAACCUUAAUAUUUAUCAGUUUUCAUCGACCAGUUAUCCAGCUAUGUUUGGAAUAUUUUUGCUUGUAAGUGUUGCGCUUUCAUUAGCCAUUCUCCUCGUAGCUGUUGGUUUGUGGAACAUGGAUCCGGGCAAAGAUUCAAUUAUUUAUCGUGUGGCAACAACUCGGAUGAAGAAGGAUUAG
Messenger RNA from Cercopithifilaria johnstoni, 1575 nucleotides. Lineage: Eukaryota; Metazoa; Nematoda; Chromadorea; Rhabditida; Onchocercidae. The record is from the annotation of a GenBank genome assembly.